AUGCAGUUGCCUCCAUUAACGCGCGCAUUGUUGCCCGUUCAGUCGCGGGUGAAGGAGUCGGUGGUGAAGCAGCCGGUGGUGAAGGAGCCGGUGGAGAUGGCGUCGGUGGUGAAGGAGCUGGUGGUGAUGGCGUGGGUGGUCAUCCCAGAAAGCGCAAGCUUCAGCAGGUUGUCACAAUCUCGGAUCGAGUUCGGGUGA
This is a messenger RNA of Aphanomyces astaci, 198 nucleotides long. RefSeq lists its product as hypothetical. Bases 1 to 198 code for a protein of 65 amino acids. NCBI's taxonomy places the organism in Eukaryota, Oomycota, Saprolegniomycetes, Saprolegniales, Verrucalvaceae. The transcript is spliced from 2 exons. The record is from RefSeq and is a predicted model, not a curated record.